Messenger RNA from Loxodonta africana (African savanna elephant), 2215 nucleotides. It is a transcript of the gene P4HA3, whose product is annotated as prolyl 4-hydroxylase subunit alpha 3. Bases 1 to 1725 code for a protein of 574 amino acids. Gene Ontology annotation, biological process: peptidyl-proline hydroxylation to 4-hydroxy-L-proline. NCBI's taxonomy places the organism in Eukaryota, Metazoa, Chordata, Mammalia, Proboscidea, Elephantidae. The record is from RefSeq and is a predicted model, not a curated record. Gene Ontology annotation, molecular function: iron ion binding; procollagen-proline 4-dioxygenase activity; protein binding. Gene Ontology annotation, cellular component: endoplasmic reticulum. The transcript has 13 exons.
AUGGGUCCCGUGGCUCGGCUGGCCGCGCUGCUGGCGCUGCUGGCGCUGGGGCCCAGGGGUCCGGCGGGGCCCGCGGCGCAGGGGGACACGUUCUCCGCGCUGACUAGCGUGGCGCGCGCCCUGGCGCCCGAGCGCCGGCUGCUGGCCCUGCUGCGGCGCUACCUGCGCGGGGAGGAGGCGCGGCUGCGGGACCUGACCAGAUUCUAUGACAAGGUGCUUUCUUUGCAUGAGGAUUCAGCAACCCCUGUGGCUAACCCUCUGCUUGCGUUUACUCUCAUCAAACGCCUGCAGUCAGACUGGAGGAAUGUAGUGCACAGUCUGGAGGCCAGUGAGAACAGCCAAGCUCUGAAGGAUGGUUAUCAGAAAGUGGAGCAGGACCUUCCAGCCUUUGAGGACCUUGAAGGGGCAGCGAGGGCCCUGAUGCGGUUGCAGGACGUGUACAUGCUCAAUGUGAAGGGGCUGGCCCGAGGCCUCUUCCAGAGAGUUACCGGCUCUGCUGUCACCGACCUCUACAGUCCCAGACGGCUUUUCUCCCUCACGGCAGACGACUGCUUCCAAGUUGGCAAGGUGGCCUAUGACAUGGGGGAUUACUACCAUGCCAUUCCGUGGCUGGAGGAGGCUGUCAGUCUCUUCCGAGGAUCUUAUGGAAAGUGGAACACAGAGGACGAGGCAAGUCUAGAAGACGCCUUGGAUCACUUGGCUUUUGCCUCUUUCCAGGCAGGAAAUGUUUCAUAUGCCCUCAGCCUCUCCCGAGAGUUUCUUCUCUACAGUCCAGAUAAUAAGAGGAUGGCCAGAAAUGUCUUGAAAUAUGAAAGGCUCUUGGCAGACAGCCCUAAGCAGAUGGUAGCCGAAGCUGUCAUCCAGAGGCCCAAUGUCCCCCACCUGCAGACCAGAGACACCUAUGAAGGAUUGUGUCAGACCCUAGGUUCCCAGCCCACUCACUACCAGAUCCCUAGCCUCUACUGCUCCUAUGAGACCAACUCCAACCCCUACCUGCUGCUCCAGCCUUUCCGGAAGGAGGUCAUCCACCUGGAGCCCUAUGUUGUCCUCUACCAUGACUUUGUCAAUGACAUGGAGGCUCAGAAAAUUAAAGGGCUUGCAGAACCAUGGCUACAGAGAUCAGUGGUGGCGUCAGGCGAAAAGCAGUUACAAGUGGACUACCGCAUCAGCAAAAGUGCCUGGCUGAAGGACAGUGUUGACCCAAUGCUGGUGACCCUUGACCACCGCAUUGCUGCUCUCACAGGACUUGAUGUCCAGCCCCCCUAUGCAGAGUAUCUCCAGGUGGUGAACUAUGGAAUCGGAGGACACUAUGAGCCUCACUUUGAUCAUGCUACGUCACCGAGCAGUCCUCUGUACAGAAUGAAGUCUGGAAAUCGAGUUGCAACAUUUAUGAUCUAUCUGAGCGCGGUGGAAGCUGGAGGAGCCACAGCCUUCAUCUAUGCCAACUUCAGCAUGCCUGUGGUUAAGACGUGUGCUUCCCAAGGACUGGGAUUCUGGGCUGACCCUCCUGGGCUGGGUCCUCUCAUUUUCAGAAUGCAGCACUGUUUUGGUGGAACCUGCAUAGGAGUGGUGAAGGGGAUGGUGACACCCUUCACGCUGGCUGUCCUGUCCUGGUGGGAGAUAAGUGGGUGGCCAACAAAUGGAUACAUGAGUAUGGACAGGAAUUCCGCAGACCCUGCAGCUCAAGCCCUGAAGACUGAAAUGUUAGCAAAGAGAAGUUGGUGAAGUCCUGUGGCUUUCCAGAAAAGCCAGAAGCCAAAAGUUAGGAGAAGAGAGGAGAAAGGAGAGCAGACUCCUGGAAGACGGCUCUUCUCAGCACUGGCUGUUCUUCGAAAAUGGUGGGAGACAAAGAAGUGGUCUUUACCAGGAGACAUCUGAGAAUUUACACUUGUUUCUCCUCAAGCCAUUAGAAUCAGAGUAGAAUGGACACUACAAAGGAGACAGCGACGGAGACUUGAGAGAAAUUUCUGGGGCUCAGAUACUGUGUUGGGAACGGGACAUACUGACAGUCUCUGGGCUUUGGUCCAUGGAGCCUCUGCCACUUUGAGCCUUAACCAUAGGGGUUCAGAAGUGGAAAUGAGGAUGCCUACAGGAGGGGGCUUAGCUUGACUUCCAUGGCUUUAAGUCCUUCUCCCCACCGACUUCUGCUGAAGGCCUAGCAGCAGAGUGUCUGUGAUUUUUUUUAAAUACAGCCAUUAAAAAUGUUUACAAAUAA